AAUCAAGUUUGGGUCUCUACGGACCACAUGUGUUUUUAAAAAAAAAUCGGAGUUAUAAAAAAAUUUAAAGAUAAUUAAUUUAACUACUUAAUAAAAUAGAAUUUUUUGUUAUUUUGUUUUAUAAUUAUGUAAUUUUGAUUAUCGUUAUAUGCAUUUUAAAAUAGUAUCGUUUAUAAUCAUAUAAAAUACAAUGUUUUAAAAACCUAACCUCUACAGAAUAUACCAAUGUUUGAAUAUUGAAUUUUUACUAAUGAUAAAUAAUACAAUUAUAAGUGAUUAUUUUCAUAUGUGAUUUGUGUUUUGUUGAACAUAUUAAAAAUGUAUAAACAUACACACAGACUUUUUAUAACAGUAACAAAACAAUUUAACAGUAGUGUUUUGUUAAAUACAGCAAAUAUUGUUAAUAACAAUUUAUUAAUGACUGCUUCACCUGUGAUAUCGAAAAUUUCAUUAAAUGCAUUUACUUGUAAUAUAAUAACAAAGUGUUUUUGUACAAAAACAACAUUCGCAGAAUUUGAAGAUGAAUUUGAUGAAAAUUCACAAAAAAAUCCAAGUGUUCAAGUACAAAGAGAAAUACAAGCAGAAGCACAAAAGAAACUCGACAAAUUAUUAGCAUUAGAUGUGGAGAAUAAAACAUUUUUUAACGUUAUAGAACUUGAAAUAGAUUUAUUACGUCAAAGUGGAGCAAAAGUUCCAAGUACAAUAAGACCGACACACUGGUUACAAAUUUUAAAAAUUAAAUCUCAAAAUCGUAGAAGACUGUAUUUAGAAUUUCUCUGGAUAAAUGAAAUAAAGAAAUUAAAUGACAAAUUAAAGAGAAGGGAAAAUACACUAUCGAAGCAGGCCUUAAUAUUGAAAAAAAUCAAUGAAGAAUCACAUCAUUUGAGAUAUGGUUUAAAUAAUAAUACAAUGUUUCAUCGUGUCUAUAGAACUAAAAUGAGUCAUUUUUUUAAUUCCAAAUUAAUAAGCGCCAUGAUGUUUGGUGAAAAAUUAGUAUUUGACUGUGGAUUUGAAUCACAUAUGACUACUACUGAAAUAUCAAGUUGUGCAAAACAAUUUAUGUUUUCAUUUGGAAAAAAUCGAGAGAAUAUCGAUCCAUUUGAUAUUAUUUUGUGUAAUAUUGAUUUAAAAGGUGAACUAAUAAAAAGAAUUUAUAGUUUUCUACCCACUAUGAAUGAACCUGGUUUUCCAUUAACAUAUACAACGAAAUCAUAUCUUGAACUUUUUCCAAAAAAAGAUUUAAUUUAUUUAACACCACAUACAAACAAUGUUAUGAGCAAUUUUAUUCCUGAUAAAAUUUAUAUUAUUGGCGCUAUAGUUGACAAAGCUCACAGUAAACCACUGACAUUAGCGAAAGCAAAAGAGGAAGGUAUUCAGAUAGCAAAAUUUCCCUUGGACAACUAUUUGGACUUUAAUUCUGGCAGUAAUAAAAGUUUAAAUAUAAAUCAUUGCACAGAUAUAAUGUUAAGCAUUAAAAAUACAAACAAAUGGGAAGAAGCUUUAAAAUUUGUGCCAACACGGAAGAUUAUCACUAAUAAUUAUGAUUAUAAUCGGACACAAAAUUUUAAUGAUAUUAAGAAUGUUGAACCGAAAUUUCGUAGUGGUCAUGCCUCACAAUUGUCAGAUGCGGCUUAUAACAAAUUAAAAUCUCUUCGAUUUAAUCAGAAAUAAGAAAAAAAAAUUGUAUCUUUACAAUAGUUUUAUUAUAGAAUUAAGUAAAAUUUUAUUAUUAAAUUUGUUCUUUUUUCAAUAACUUUUUUUUUUUUUUUAAAUAGAAUAUGAUUAAAAAUAUUAAUUUUUUUUGUAGAAACACUAAAAAUAAAUAUUCUCUUCUUUUUCAUAA
Messenger RNA from Leptopilina boulardi, 1843 nucleotides. It is a transcript of the gene rswl, whose product is annotated as mitochondrial ribonuclease P protein 1 homolog. Bases 319 to 1671 code for a protein of 450 amino acids. Gene Ontology annotation, cellular component: mitochondrion; nucleoplasm; nucleus. The record is from RefSeq and is a predicted model, not a curated record. The transcript has 3 exons. Gene Ontology annotation, molecular function: tRNA binding. NCBI's taxonomy places the organism in Eukaryota, Metazoa, Arthropoda, Insecta, Hymenoptera, Figitidae. Gene Ontology annotation, biological process: mitochondrial tRNA 5'-end processing; positive regulation of mitochondrial translation.